Pantherophis guttatus is the source of this 6979-nucleotide messenger RNA. RefSeq names its product engulfment and cell motility 3 (gene ELMO3). NCBI's taxonomy places the organism in Eukaryota, Metazoa, Chordata, Lepidosauria, Squamata, Colubridae. Gene Ontology annotation, biological process: actin filament organization; cell motility. The record is from RefSeq and is a predicted model, not a curated record.
GAGGCGGAGGGCGCCCCUUUCUUUCUUUUUUUUUUUUGCCCACCCCGGGGCGGAGAGAGGAUCCCGGGCAAGCUGCUGGCGGACGCGGAAGAGGACUUAGGGAGGGGAUCCUGCAACUCCUUUUUUUUUUCUCUUUUUUCUCGCCUCCUCUCCCCCUCCCCCAAAGUUUUUUGGGGGGGAGCAAGAUAAAAAAAGGGGGGCCCGGGGAGGCGUUAAUUUUCUGGCACGCAACGAUCUGGCUUCCCUCCGAAGUUUUCUGCCUCCUCCUCCUCUUCCUCCUCCGUCCGGGAAGACGGAUCGGAAUCGAAAGCUUUUUUUUUAAUUCUUCUUCUUCUUCUUCUUCUUCUUCUUCUUCUUCUUCUUCUUCUUCUUCUUCUUCUUCUUCUUCUUCUUCUUCUUCUUCUUCUUCUUCUUCUUCUUCUUCCUUCUUUCUUCUUCUUUCUUCUUCUUCUUCUCCUUCUCCUUCUCCUUCUCCUUCUCCUUCUCCUUCUUUCUUCUUUCUUCUUCUUUCUUCUUCUCCUUCUCCUUCUCCUUCUUCCUUCUUUCUUCUUUCUUCUUCUUUCUUCUCCUUCUCCUUCUCCUUCUUCCUUCUUCCUUCUUUCUUCUUUCUUCUUCUUCUUUCUUCUUCUUCUUCUUCUUCUCCUUCUCCUUCUCCUUCUUCCUUCUUUCUUCUUCUUCUUUCUUCUUCUUCUCCUUCUCCUUCUCCUUCUUUCUUCUUUCUUCUUCUUUCUUCUUCUCCUUCUCCUUCUCCUUCUUCCUUCUUCCUUCUUUCUUCUUUCUUCUUCUUCUUUUUUGUUGGGCUAACUCAGCUGUCCUUCCCCCCUCCCCCGCCAAGCGCCCAGCUGCGUCUCUGGAGCCACCCGUGGAGCCCUGCGAGGUAGGCUGGGCUGGGAAAGGCACGUGGCUGCCCCAACUCGAGGAAGCCGGGCCGAGGCUGAGCCCGUUUUUUGUUUUUUUUUUUGCCUUGGUUUUUACGCCCGUGCAGGCCAUAAAUGUGAGGAUUGGUCGCAAGGUUUCUUUUCCAUCGGAAUCUCUGAAGGAGGGCUGUUUGGAUACAGUGGGAGCCAGCCUAUUUUUCCUCGGCAGGAAGGACCUCCUGGUCAACCCAGAGAAGGGCUGACCAUGCCACCUUCCAAAGAUGUGGUCAAAAUCGCCGUGCAGAUGAUGGGAGCGAUUCCCCAGCUCAUAGAACUAAAUCAGGCUAAGCCUUUGUCAGCAGUUGUGAAAGAAGUCUGUGAAGUGUGGAACCUGAAUAAUUCUGAGCGCUAUGCGUUGCAGUACGUGGAUGGCCAGCAAGCCUACAUCACAGAACUGAACCGUGGAGAAAUUAAGAAUGGGAGUAUCCUGCAGUUGACAACUGCUCCGGAUCAAGAGGCAGCGAAGCUGCAUGGGGGUAUUCAAAGCAACAGUGUGGACGUGAAGACUAAUUCUUUGAAGAAGUUGGCAAGCCUGUCCCGGGAUGUGGCCUUCGCUCAGGAGUUUAUUAGCAGAAAUGGCCUGAAUCAGCUCUUCAUGAUUGUGGAAGAAGAUAAUAAUACAGGGGAGAUUCUGGCGUAUACCCUGAAGGCCUUUGUGGAGCUGAUGGAACAUGAUUUUGUUUCCUGGGAGACUCUCAGCCCUACUUUCAUCAAAAAGAUUGUGAGUUACAUCAAUAUCAGUCCCCUGGAUGCUUCCAUCCAGCAGAUUUCCCUGGCCAUCUUGGAGAACAUGGUGCCCACCAGUCGGGCUCUUUUUGAGCUGGUCAAGCAACAGGUGACUCUGGAUCGCCUCAUUGCCCUCCUGCAAGUAAUGAACACGCAGCUGCAACUCAAAGCUAUGGCGCUUCUGAUUGCUCUCCUCCUCAAUGCCAGCGAGGCAGAAAGAAGGGAGAUGAUGGACUAUCUAGGGGAGAAGAAUCUCCGGCAGUUUAUCCACAAGAACAUUGUCCAUGCUUCAGACCCAAUUGCGGAUGAGAUGGCUCACUACCUCUACGUCCUGCAGUCCCUCACACUCAACCUUCUGGAGCGGCGGAUGAGGGCCCCCAUGGAUCCCUAUUCCCAGGAACAACGGGACCUGCUCCAGUCUUUGCGCCAUGCUGCCUUUGUGUCUGAGAACGAGUCUUCUGCUGGCAGCUAUAACACCGAGCGUCGACACUCACUUUGUGCUAAAGAAUUCCGCAAGCUGGGCUUUGUGAAUAACAGUAACCCUGCAUUGGAUCUGCACCGGACUCCUCCAGGGUUGCUUGCUCUGGACAGCAUGGUCUAUUUCUCCAGGCAUUUCCCAAAUGCAUACAGUAGGUUUAUUCUUGAGAACAGCAGUCGAGAAGAUAAACACGAAUGCCCGUUUGCUCGGAGCAGCAUCCAACUUUCCUUUAUGCUGUGUGAGAUUCUUCACGUAGGGGAGACAUGCUCAGAGACAGCCCAGGCCUUCUACCUUAUGUUCUUUGGCCAAGAACACUUCUUUGAGGAGAUUUUCUGUAUUUGCAUCCAGCUGUUGAACAAAACCUGGAAGGAGAUGCGAGCUACUCAAGAAGAUUUUGACAAGGUGAUGCAAGUGGUUCGGGAGCAGAUCACCCGAACCCUGGCCAUGAAGCCCACUUCGCUGGAGCUCUUCAAGAGCCGAGUGAAUACCAUCAACUACAGUGAGAUCCUGCGUCUCCGGCAGACAGAACGCAUGCAUCAAGAGGAAAUUCUGCCUGUCCCUGUCCUGGAAUUGAAGGAGCGUCUGAAACCCGAACUCAUCAAGUUGAUCCAGCAGCAGAGACUCCUACAUCUUUGUGAAGGGACGCUUUUUCGCAAAAUUAGUAGCCGCCGUCGACAAGAUAAACUCUGGUACUGCCGCCUUUCCCCCAACCAUAAAUUUCUCCAUUAUGGAGAUGUCGAAGAAGGGGUCGAAAACCCACCAAUAGAGAGCCUGCAGGAGAAAGUUUCUGUGGCUGACAUGAAAGCGUUGCUGGUGGGCCGGGAAUGCCCCCACACCAAGGAAAAGAGUUCGGGCAAGCAGAAUAAGGAUCUUCUUGACCUUGCAUUUUCCAUAAGUUACGACGUUGGAGAGCAUCUGAAUUUCAUUGCCGCUACACGAUACGAGUUCUGUUUGUGGACGGAUGGGUUGAACGUGCUUCUCGGCCGGGAGAUGGUCAGCGAAAGGAUGCAAAGCGAGCUGGAUAUCUUGCUGUCUAUGGAGCUCAAAUUGCGAUUGCUGGAUCUGGAGAACAUUACCAUUCCGGAUACCCCACCCGACAUCCCAAAGCCUCCCAGCAACUUAAAUUUCUGCUAUGACUUUACCCAUAUCGAACAGUAAGAGCUGUCCUUAGCACACAGUGCCCUCCCCCUCCCCACAAGCAGGAUCCACACACUGCUCUACAAAUUCACGGGCUUGGAUCACCCGGAAAGCUGGAUCGGGAAACGUGGGCACGGAAUUUCCCUGCUUUCAUCCCACGUUCUGAUUGCUUCCUCUACUUUCACCCAAGUAGCAUUUACUGUGACAUCAAAGCCGGGGCAAACCACAGGUAAACCAAUCCUGUUCAAACUGCACCUUGUCAAAGCAUGGUUUGAAGACGAGCGGUGACCACAGAUUGCCUAAUUCAGACAUCGCAGCAAAUGAAGCGAGGCCAAGAGGAAGGAGUCGGGCAGCUUGUGGUUUGUUCACAGCCUUCCCAACUGAGCCUUGGUGGGGUGUGUGUGUUUUUUUUAAAAAAAAAAAUCCUAGAAAAUCAGUUCUUUUAGUUAACGCUUCCGGAUGCAUGAUUUUAUGUGGGCUUCCUUUCAACCGAGGUGCCGUCAAAAUCCGGAAUGGGAAUAGCUUUGCCCAAGAGAGAGAUAAGCUGCCAAAGAGGCCUUAAGAAUAGAAAUGGAGCACUGUGAAAAGGGGAACAGAGAACUGAACAGCUACCCACUCACUCACCACGAUAUUUGUCUCUAUUGAGCUAGCAUCUGUAACUGGUGUUUGAAAGUUAGUUGUAAGAAAACAGACGCACAUGUACACCAAAAACAAAACAAAACAAAAACUCACAAGGGAAUUUGCCUGCCACCUAGGUUGGCUUGUACUCUGGAGAGACCCCCAUUCCGCAAUCUUUAGCAUUAUCCUACUGUAAAGGGUAGGGGACGCGGUGGCUCAGUGGCUAAGACGUUGAGCUUGUCGAUCGAAAGGUUGGCCGUUCAGCGGUUCGAAUCCCUAGUGCUGCAUAACAGAGUGAGCUCCCGUUACUUGUCCCAGCUUCUGCCAACCUAGCAGUUCGAAAGCAGGUAAAAAAUGAAAGUAGAAAAAUAGGGACCACCUUCGGUGGGAAGGUAACAGCGUUCUGUGCGCCUUUGGCGUUUAGUCAUGCCAGCCACAUGGCCACGGAGACAUCUUCGGACAGUGCUAACUCUUCGGCUUUCAAACGCAGAUGAGCACCGCCCCCUAGAGUCGGGAACAACUAGCACAUAUGUGCGAGGGGAACCUUUACCUUUACUGUAAAGGGUAGCCACAUAGACUACCAUUUGCCCAACAACACUUCCGACACUAUUCAUGCCACAACCUGCCUUAGCUUUUUGCACAUUGUAUAAGCUUAGAAUUCCAGUUGCUGCCUGUGUGGAAGCUGGGAGAAUGGGCUGGUGGCUGUUAAGAGGCAGAAAGUCAUAUUAUAAAUCAAGCUGAACCUUGAUCUCAAUUCCAGUGAGAACAAGACGGCCAUUCGCUUCAGCAGCCUGAAAGAAGAAUGAGCUUUAAGUUGGUUUCAGGUUCACAAAUGGGUAUCUGAAUUCUCUCUGUUACCUGUUUUUUUUUUUCCCCCCCAAAGGUUGGUUUGGAGUUACACUUCCCCGGGAAUUACACACAGGGGAAUUGGAGAUGUGUAGGGAUGGUGGUGGAUUUCCUCAGUUUUCUUUUAAGAACUGGUGUCCUCCCUCAGGCAACUGGUCUCUUCUCCACCCCCUCCUAAGCUUGUGUGGUUUCAAUGCUGUCGAAUGCUUUCUCUGCCUUUUGGUACGUUUCGCACUUUACACUUUGCCCCUCUCGCUGUAUAAGGAUAGGAAGCAAUUCAGUCGUGGCUCCAAUCUUCCCAAGCCAAGGGAGCAGUUCUGUUCAAACCAGGAGCACAAUUAGCUUUAAGGGAUGCAUUUAAUUUUUUUUUUUUUUUUACUCGUGAUAAAUUUGCAAGUACGAUGUACGGUACGGGGGAAGAGAUUUCUGACUACCCCUCUUUAAGAACUUCUUUUUAGGGUACAGUAUAUAUUCCUUGGUACUUAACAGUCAGUACUGUAGCUUUUGAACGAUAGUAUCAGCGGUCUCGAUUCUCCCCCAACAGUAGUUGGGAUUCUGGAUAUGCCAUGAAACAUGCAAUUUUUUUUUUUUAAAAAAUUGCUUUUCCUUAUUCCAUUGGCCACCUUGUUCUAUGCCUAAGCUAGGUAGAGAAUCUUUUUGGGGAUCUUAAAAGGGAAGAGUGGGGGAUGAGAGUUCGCUUUGCAUCACACAAGGCAUUAAACCUGACCAGGGUUGGGCAACUAUGCAACUUUAUGACCUGUGGACGUCAACUCCCAGAAUUCCAGAGACAGCUGAAGUUAGAAUUAGAAUAACAGAAUUGGAAGGGACCUUGGAGGUCUUCUAGUCCAACCUCCUGCUUAGGCAGGAAACCCUAUACCAGUUCAGACAAAUGGUUAUCCAAUCUUUUCUUAAAAACUUCCAGUGUUGGAGCGUUCACAACUUCUGGAGGCAAGUUGUUCCACUGAUUAAUUGUUCUAACUGUCAGGAAAUUUCUCCUUAGUUCUAAAUUGCUUCUCUCCUUGAUUAGUUUCCAUCCGUUGCUUCUUGUCCUGCCCUCAGGUGCUUUGGAGAAUACCGUGUUUCCCCAAAAAUAAGACCCUGUCUUAUAUUUCUUUGAACCCUGAAAUAAGCGCUUGACCUUAUUGCCAUGCGCUCAAAAGCCCGAUUGGGUUUAUUAUCAGGGGAUGUCUUAUUUUGGGGGAAAUAGGGUAGCUUGACUCCCUCUUCUUUUCUGGCAACCCCUGAGAUAUUGGAACACUGCUAUCAUGUCAAGUUGAAGUUGGAAGUCCAAGUUGGAGGUUGUAAGGUUGCUUUAGCUGCCCACCUCUGAGCAAGGCAGCCUGUGAAGCUCAGCUGAAUCUAAGAUUUCCUUGAUGGACCAAGGAUUGGCGCUGUUCCCCCUUUAACGGACCAAGGACAAAGGCUCUUUGGCAUCACUCUGUAAAUGAUGGGAUUGUGAUUAAGGGAAAGGCUCUUUUUUGAUAGUUCUUUUGUUUGUCUCUCUCUUAACCUAUUUUGAUAGGAAAUGUGGCGGUUCUUUACUUCUUUUAUGUACAUUUGAUGUAUGUGUCACAGAUUUUUUUUUUUUCCUCACCCCACAACAGAUGUGGAAUUCAUUGCACUGGAUCAGAAAUUUUCAGGGUUUUUUUCUCCUUGCAGCUCUUUGUGUAUGAUUUAAGUCUUGCACCGUGAAAACUCUUCAUAGGUUUAAGAACGAACUUCGUCUGCUUCAAUGCAGGUAGCCCUUGACUUAAGACCACAAUUAAGCCCAAAACAUCUGAUUGCUAAGUGAAACAUUUAAGUGAACUUUACCCCUUUAUGACCAUUCUUGCCACAGCCGUUAAGUGGAUCUUAGGAGUUGCUAAAUUAGUUAACGUGGGGGUUAAAUCAAUCUUGACCGUCCCGUUCACUUUGCUUGUUAGAAAGCCACAAAAGGGGAAUCGAGUGACCCAGGGACAUCGCAGUCGCCAUAAAGACAUUUGCCAGGCAUCCAAAUUUUGAUCACAUGACCAUUGCAAUGGUCGUUAAGUGUGAAAAAACGGUCAUCAGUCACCUUUUUCAGUGCCGUUUUAACUUUGAAUGAUCAAUAAAUGAACUGCUAUCAAGUCAAGGAUGACCUAUAAACUGCCGAAAAGGGAUUCCUGGGCAUUCCCCCAUUUUCUUCCUGCUCAGAUGAUUGUACUGUAACAAAUUCACUGUGGUACUACCUUGGGCAUAGAAACCUUUAAUCAUUAAAAAAAAAAAAGAGAAAGAACUA